AUGGAGCGAUCUCGUGGUCUAAAGAACCCUUCAGUGGAAGAGAAGAGAUUGGAGCUGGAAAGCAAAAUGGCGCUGUUGGAGGCAGAGGAAAAGGUUCAUGAUGAGUGUCACAGACAGCGCAUGGAAGAGGUCCGAGCCAGAAUUCACAAGAUAGAGCAGGAAAAUGACUCCAUGAGCAAAAGGAUUGCUGAACUGAAGGACCCCACGAGACCAACCAGAGAGGCUCUUCGUGACAGACCCAAGGAGCUGAGGGCUUAUGGCCACUUGACACUGGACGAGGCCAUAGAUAAAGUUCAUGACAAGAAUCUGAGGCUGCAGAAACAGAUAAAUGCCCUCAAUGCCAAGAAGAAGACGGAGAAAGAAAAAAUGAAACAGGAUGUUAGCCGGCCUGCUGCUGUUCGCCAAAAGGAAAAAAGUAGGCGGUCAGAGCUGGAGGAAAAAUUGGAGAAAAAACAGUUAGAGUGUGAGGAGCUCAGGAGGGUCUAUGCUGAAGAGAAACGGCUCACCCAACAGGUAAAGGAGAGCAAUCUGACAUGAUAAGGAUAACAUUACCAAAAAGAUAAAUUAAGUUGUUUCUAAUCUUAUCUUUUCUAAUCUAGGCAAAGGAGAGUACUCUGACCUUGGAAAACCAGAUGAUAGAAAUGGAAAAGAAGGUCCAGAAGAAAAGGGAGGACGUGGAGGCCUUGAAGUCGGGCCUCAGCACCGCACAGCAUCUGAAAAAGCAGGAACUGGCUAAGCUGGACAAGAUGCAGAAACACUCCAAAGAGCAGGAAGAAAAAAUAGACAACCUAAAGAAAAAACUUCAGGAGCUCAAGGACCACAACCAAGAACUGGAGAGACAGCAUCUGAGAUCAGCUCAACAGAAAGCUGAAGAGGACAGCAAAGGCCCCAGCCCCAGGACAGCAGAUGAGGAGGAGGAGAUAGCCUUGAGGGAGACCUGUCUGAAGCUGAUGCGGGUCACUGGAGCUGCUCGUGUGACAGACUUAGCCAAGUGCUUUGCUGCACAAAAAGAAAGACUCCAACGUCUGGAGGAUGAGGUGAAAGAGAAGAUGAAGAUGCCACGGCAGCCGAUGAAGGAGGACCUUUUUCAGAAGUUACAGGACAUGAAAGUGAUCAGAGUGGCUGAGAAGGUCUCCAGUGACAAGAAGACUCAGGUGAAGGUCAGCAAGCAGCUAGUGCAGUCUGUACAGAGAGAGCCAAAGCUUGAAACUCUUUACCGUCUCAGGCUGGAGGGUCUCGCCGAUAGACUCAAACACAUCAAGCUACCUGAGGACAGAGCUGUAGAGGUGUCUCCAGACUCCGAAGACUACUUAUCAGCACUAAAGACUGAGUGUGAUCUGAAGAUGCAGAUCCUGCGCCAGAGGUUUGAAGGAAAAGAUAUAGAUGCUAUCCAGAAGAGGAUGGAGGAGUCAAACUUCCUGGCCUACUUGGAGAAAGAAAAACAAGAGGCUAACCUCUCCGCGCUGCCACAAGAUGAAAGUCUGGAUGACUUUGAGGUCCUGGACGACAGUGCAGAGGAUGAUCCUGACAUCCUCACCCGAGAGCAGCUGAAGGCUCAGUCUCAGAAAAUUGUGGACUCCCACUCCAAGAGGAGACAGUGGCAGAAAAAGAAGGGCAAGUGA
Messenger RNA from Xyrichtys novacula (pearly razorfish), 1622 nucleotides. The record is from the annotation of a GenBank genome assembly. Lineage: Eukaryota; Metazoa; Chordata; Actinopteri; Labriformes; Labridae.